UCAAAAUAUGUAUACAUCGAUGUGGGUAUAUACACGUUGUCCUUUUUCAAACACUUCGCACAGGUUGUUGCUAUUAUCGCAAUCAAAAUAAACAAACUUUGUUAUCUUUGAUCAGUCACAGUCCGCUGUCAAAUCAAUGACUCCUAGCGAUCCGACGUUCUUAUGCAAUAAUGAAAAAUAAAAUAAUUUUCGAUGAAAAAACAGAAUUUUCUAUCUAUCGUAUUGCAGUUGUUUCUUCUCCGUCUCUUCCAUCUCGUACUGCUGUUCUUUCUUAGUUAAAAAAAGAACGCGUCAAUAAUGUUCGGCACUUAUCGAAUUAUUUUCACAUGCUAAUUGUGCAAUUUCUUUCGGGAGUUCCCCAACGUCUGAAUAUAUUUUUAAUGAAUAUAUACAUGCAAUAUUUUCGGUACUCGAAAAAAAAACCGACAGCUUUUUGGUGGAUGCUGAUAGUAUACUAGAAAUCCAAGACGAGACGAGACGACUGUUGCAGGUAUCAUUGCAGAAAUUAUGAGGACCAUCAGAGGAAUGUGAAAUAUUUGUCGACAGAAUGUUCUGUCUCUUACAACCGUAUUUGAAGAAACUGCUGCGAUGUCUGAGGAGAAUUCAAUUGAAGUACGUUUGUGCAACAGUCGGUGUGAUAAUGAUGCUCGAUGUGUUCGGAGCAUUCACUCAUAUCUUCGAAGUGCCUUACAACGAUAAUUUUAUAUAUCCUUACCAUGGAGAUAUUCAGCCUUUUAUUGAAGCUUUGAGACAUAAAAAAAAGCCAGAAGUUGAACCAAUAAACGAGUACAAUUACACAUUUAUACAUAACCCUAAAGACAAGUGCGUAGAUCCAGAUUUCCGUACAUUGCAGUUUGUAUUCUUGGUAAAAUCAGCAACAAAAAACUUUGACAGAAGGAAAGGAAUAAGAAAUUCAUGGGGUUUCGGCAAGAGAUUCUUCGAUGUACCGACCCGAUUAUUAUUUCUACUUGGUACAAACGGUGGGGACCACAAUCUCGUUGAGAAGAUCAAUGAGGAGUCUGAGAAAUUCAAAGACAUUCUGCAAGCUGAUUUUGUUGACACUUAUUACAACAAUACCCUUAAAACUAUGAUGGGCUUCAAGUGGGCUGUGGAACAUUGCACUAACGCCAAAUUUUACAUGUUCGUUGACGACGACAUUUACGUAUCGGUUAAAAACGUUCUAAGGUUCGUUAGAAAUCCUGCGUCUUAUCCGGACUACUUGAAAGAGCCCAGUAGAAUGGCAGCUCGAAAACGGGAGAUCAAACAUUCAGAUAUGGUAACUGAUGAGAUCGAAUUAGAACCGCAUAAUUCGAAAAAUGAAAGCUUUCCUCCCACAAAACUCGCAGAAUCGUCGAUUGAAACGAAAUCAUCUGAUAAUUCAAAAACUUCAAGACCUUCAAACAAAACUGAACAGAUAACACUAUCGACUACUGAAAAAUCUACUACAAAUUUGCGAAAUUUAUCUGCUGAUUUUCCUGAUGUAGAUAAAAAAUUAGAAUAUUACACAGAAUCUCUGAAAAAUGAAACUCCUACAAUAAAUAAUAUAGAAAGAAAAAAACGUCAAGUUUUUGAUCUCGAAUUACCAGAAGAUGUGAGACUUUUUGCCGGCUAUGUAUUCGUCUCUUCGCCUCAUAGACACAGAACUUCGAAGUGGUAUGUCUCCUUGAAGGAAUAUCCAUAUCAUUUAUGGCCUCCUUACAUAACAGCAGGAUCUUAUGUUUUGUCGAAGGAAGCUCUUCUCGAUAUGUAUUACGCGAGUCUCUACACUCAACAUUUCAAAUUCGACGAUAUAUUCCUCGGAAUUGUUGCAAAAAAAGCAGACAUCGAGCCUUUUCACUGUGACGAGUUUCACUUUUACAAAAAAGAUUACACCAAGUACAAUUACAAGUAUGUUAUAACGUCUCAUGGUUAUGACGAUCCUAAGGAAUUAAUCUCGGUCUGGCAAGAGCAAAAAUCCUUGGGAAAUGCCUAACUCAACUGAAUCUCUAAUUCAAUAUAUUUCUUCGAAAUUUUCGUCCUAGGACAUUACAAAUCUUUAGAACUCUACAAAAUUGGUAUUUACUAUUAAAAAUUAGUGUUAUGUAUGCAAUGGUUUAUUUUCACGUAUCUAUUCUUCUAGAAUCUCGGAUAAUUUUCUUUCUCAAUUCUUAUAUCUCAUACUGAGAUGAAUGUAAUCUCACAAUCCAGUCGUAAAAUGACAAAAAACUGCAAAUUCAUCCUUUGAAUUAAUAAAAUCGUAUUUUUCAGACGGAAGGAUAACAUUCGGUAAUGAUAUAAACGAUGUAAAAUCAAUGGUUCCAAAUUAUUUUCUCAUUCGUAUAAUUCAUUUAUCACUUUCUCAUUUGACUGAGUAAAUUGUGCUAUUGAAUGCUGAACAGAAUAGAACUCGACAAUAUUUUCUAUUCCAGCAAGUUUCUUCAUUAGGUUAAAAAUUGGAAUCUCUCACCAACGUUAUAUCAAAUAAUUAUUAUUUUGCUCUAAAGAUACUGAAGAAAAAAUUUGUGAGUCUCAUAUGCUUUCAUAGUCAGUAGCGAGUUAUAUACAACGAAAAACAUUUGUUUCAACACAUUCUCCCCUACCCGAGUGAUCAGUCGUGUGUAUGAAACAAAUGUAUCAAAUUUAUAAUACUAAAAUGGUGUUUCGCUAAAUAGCAGUAAAACGUAUACCAUUAAAAUGUUAAUAAAAAAUAUUAUUUAUAAAUGCUCAGGCAUGGCUACGAGCACGUCCACGCAAAUGUUUUGUUGUACAUCUUUCUCAAUCACACAAUCAUGUCAUGUAUAUCUAGUAGUAAAAAACGAAAAUGUAAAAAAAAAGUCGCAAUUUGUAUACAUAUAAAUAGACUCGCUCGUAAAAUUGAGCACAGCCGUA
Molecule: messenger RNA, 2868 nt
Organism: Venturia canescens
Lineage: Eukaryota; Metazoa; Arthropoda; Insecta; Hymenoptera; Ichneumonidae
Gene: brn
Product: beta-1,3-galactosyltransferase brn
Exons: 2
Coding region: 548-1972 (474 amino acids)
Cellular component (GO): Golgi membrane
Molecular function (GO): UDP-glycosyltransferase activity; hexosyltransferase activity
Source: RefSeq, a predicted model, not a curated record